GGCGGCGGAGAGAUGAUCGCGGAGUUGGUGAGCGGCGCGCUGGGGCUCGUCCUCUACCUGAACACGCUCGGCGCGGAUUUCUGCUACGAUGACAGCCGAGCUAUCAAGACAAACCAGGAUCUUCUUCCAGAAACACCAUGGACUCAAAUAUUCUACAACGACUUUUGGGGCACUCUUCUUACCCACAGUGGGAGCCAUAAAUCAUAUCGACCUCUUUGUACACUUUCUUUUCGCCUCAACCACGCUAUUGGAGGAAUGGAUCCUUGGAGCUACCAUCUUGUAAAUGUCUUGUUACAUGCUGCGGUCACAAUUCUUUUCACAAGUUUUUCCCGAAUACUGUUUGGUGACGGAUAUUGGACCUUACUUGCUGGCCUGCUGUUUGCUUCUCAUCCCAUCCAUACUGAAGCAGUGGCAGGCAUAGUGGGAAGGGCUGAUAUUGGAGCUUGCCUCUUUUUCCUGCUAGCCCUAAUGUGUUACAUUAAACACUGCUGCAGAAGAAGUUAUUCAGAAGGAACCUGGGGCUGGCUCUUGGGUACAGGCGUGUGUGCCACCUGCAGCAUGCUGUGGAAGGAGCAAGGAGUGACAGUUCUAGCAGUUUCAGCAGUUUAUGAUGUCUUUGUGUUUCACAGGCUGAAAAUGCACCAAAUCAUGCCUGCUAUUAACAAGAGGAAGAAUUUACCACUACUUUUGAGCAUUGGUUUAUUGAUCUCCUGGGGAACUUUUCUGCUAGGUUUUCGCUUCUACUGGAUGGGGAACAAACCUCCCAGCUUUUCCAACUCUGACAACCCAGCAGCUGAUUCGGACACUUUUCUAACACGAACUCUGACUUUUUUUUACCUCCCAACCAAAAACCUUUGGCUAUUGCUGUGCCCGGACACUCUUAGCUUUGAUUGGUCCAUGGAUGCUGUGCCUCUUCUCAAAACAGUCAGUGACUGGAGGAACCUACACACAGUGGCCUUUUAUGCUGGACUUCUCCUUCUUGCUUACUCUGGUUUGAAAAACUCCAGCAAAGAGAGAGAAUGCAAUGGGAAAAAUAUAACCAACGGCAAGCCGAAUACCAAUGGUCAUAACUUUAUAUCAGAAAUGGAAUGCAAAAGCUUGGAGAUGAAGUCCAGCUUUCUGUCUAAAGAAGAAAAUGGUAUUAACAGACCCUUGCCACAGAAACCACAGCUUCCUUCAACUGAGAACAUUGUAGUUCUGUCUCUCUCCUUGUUAAUUGUGCCCUUUAUUCCAGCCACAAACCUGUUUUUUUAUGUUGGCUUUGUAAUAGCAGAGCGUGUGUUGUAUAUACCUAGUAUGGGCUUCUGCCUACUGAUUACCGUGGGCACCAGGGCCCUCUACAUAAAAACCCAAAAGCGCUUUCUGAAGAACUUGAUUUUUUUUGCCACUGCUGCAUUAAUUUUUUUGUAUGGACUCAAGACUUUUGUCAGGAAUGGAGACUGGCAGAACGAAGAGAUGCUGUAUAAGUCAGGGAUAAAAGUAAAUCCAGCUAAAGCAUGGGGUAACCUUGGAAAUGUUCUAAAGAGCCAGAGCAAGAUUUCUGAAGCUGAAAGCGCCUAUAGAAAUGCCUUGUACUACCGCAGCAACAUGGCUGAUAUGCUUUAUAAUUUGGGAUUGCUGUUGCAGGAAAGCAGCAGAUUCUCAGAAGCUCUACAUUACUAUAAAUUGGCCAUUGGAAGCAGACCUACUUUAGCUUCUGCCUAUUUAAAUACUGGUAUCAUCUUGAUGAACCAAGGAAAGGCGGAAGAUGCCAGGAGGACGUUUUUAAAGUGUUCGGAAAUCCCUGAUGAAAAUUUAAAAGAUCCUCAUGCUCAUAAGAGUUCUGUCACCAGCUGCCUUUACAAUUUGGGAAAACUCUACCAUGAACAGGGACAGUAUGAGGAUGCCCUCACAGUUUACAAAGAAGCAAUACAGAAGAUGCCAAGGCAGUUUGCACCACAGAGCUUGUACAACAUGAUGGGGGAAGCCUACAUGAGACUCAGCAGAUUACCCGAAGCGGAGCACUGGUAUGUGGAAUCACUACACUCCAAAACAGACCAUAUCCCAGCUCAUCUAACGUAUGGGAAACUUCUAGCUUUAACGGGUCGUAAGAGUGAGGCCGAAAAGUAUUUCUUGAAGGCAAUUCAACUGGACCCUACCAAGGGAAAUUGUUAUAUGCAUUACGGUCAGUUUCUGCUAGAAGAAUCACGCUUGAUAGAAGCAGCAGAGAUGGCAAAGAAAGCAGCUGAGUUGGAUAACACAGAGUUUGAUGUGGUUUUCAAUGCUGCCCACAUGCUCAGACAAGCUAGCCUCAAUGAAGCAGCUGAAAAGUACUAUAAAAUGGCAGCUGAACUGAGACCUAAUUAUCCAGCUGCCCUGAUGAAUCUGGGAGCAAUUCUGCAUCUUAAUGGCAAACUCCUAGAGGCUGAAGCAAACUAUCUCCAUGCCCUUCAGUUUAAACCAGAUGAUGUCAUUACACAGUCAAAUCUACGCAAACUCUGGAAUAUUAUGGAAAAACAAGGCUUAAGGACAUCAAAGACAUGACAAAGGGGGAAAAGUCCUUAGACCCUUUCUGUUGUUGUAAAGGGGGGAGAAAAAGUCAAUUUCAGAAGAACUCCCAGGAUGCUCUUUUGUUUGGCACUCAAAUUGGACCGGACUCCAGUUGUCCAAGGAUGUAAUUGCUGCUAGGAGAACCUACAGGGCU
Molecule: messenger RNA, 2683 nt
Organism: Euleptes europaea (tarantolino)
Lineage: Eukaryota; Metazoa; Chordata; Lepidosauria; Squamata; Sphaerodactylidae
Gene: TMTC2
Product: transmembrane O-mannosyltransferase targeting cadherins 2
Exons: 12
Coding region: 13-2523 (836 amino acids)
Biological process (GO): protein O-linked glycosylation via mannose
Cellular component (GO): endoplasmic reticulum membrane
Molecular function (GO): mannosyltransferase activity; protein binding
Source: RefSeq, a predicted model, not a curated record